UCCAGAGAUCAUCUAACACAGGGAUUGUCAUUCUUCCGUAUAGUUCAGGCUUUUAUAUAUUUUCAUCAUCUUCUAUCACAACGUAAACAAAAGCAAAUCAUGAGGAAAGCAAUGCAUCUCUGAAGACUCAUUCAUUUGUCAAAUAAAUAAAUAAAAAUUCCUGUCAAAUGCAAAAAUCAUCUUGAUCCAUAUAGCUGGUGGAGCCAUUUUGGCCUAUCGGUAUGUGUUUGUGCAGACUGCGUUGGCAUAAUGCUCAACCGUUUGAUCCAGUGGGAAAAGAUAAAUCAUAAACGAUGUAAGGACUAAUACAGCUGCAGUUCUGGUAUCUUCUGUUUUUAUGCAGAUAAGCCUUCAUUUAGGAGUCUGUUUAGACUCAUUGUUGUGCAGGAAAAGAUUUUAGCUCUCUUUAUUCUUACAAUAGCUAGCAGACACUUGAAGUUUUGGGGGGUCAUUUAUAAUUUCAUCCAUCUUUCAAUAAAAGCCCUGUUCCAUCUUGAGAAUAGUCGACCCCUGAGCAUAAUGCAACCACCGUGUCUCACUUUGACCCAAAUGUUCACUCGCACCUGGAAGAACGACUACCGGCAAGCAAACACAGUUAUAAUGGUGGAGGUAGUGAAAAUACCUCCACCAUGAGCUGCUCUAAUAGUAGAGCUAGUGGUGAGAAGUAGUGAUAAUGGUGCCUUAUCCAUUUUGUUGCUGAUAAAGCAAAAAAUGAUGAGACAUUUUUCACCAACUUAAGACAAAUAAGAUGGACACAAAAUACAUUGUUUACAGGAAACAACAGAGGUCACUGAAUACUUUCAACAAACUUUUACAUGUCAAAAGUUUACAGUUAUCGGGCGCCUUGUUUGCCUCUCCGUUGCCGCCCUGGGCGACUGCCAUCGAAAGUUCUGGAAGCGCGUAUGAGCGCCGAUGGUUGUUCAGAAAUGCUAGGGGCAAAUUGGGCUCCUGAGACACACAGUCCCUGUUGGAGUUAAUUAAAGCUGCAGCUUGAGAUCACAUUUGGAAGGGGUCGGAUCGUGCCGACAGCAGUGGAGAGGAGAGAGGGGCGUGUCUGCUCCUGGCCUGGAGGCACAUUAAUCGGUCUGCUGGCGGAGCGGAGGACGGGAAAAACGCAGCGCUGCGGAGGGAGGGAGGAAGAGAGAGAGAGGGAGGGAGAGACAGGGGAGGAGGAACUACUAGUGGGGGGAAAAAAAAGUUAAAGUGAAAAUGGCUUCCUUGUCUUUAGAGUCUACAGAACAAUCUGAGAACAGCCCAGAGGAGCCGUCAGCAGCCGAGUCCAAGGAAGACAAAGAAACCGCUCGAGUGUCGGAACAUCUGCUCCAAAGUUUCCAGAAGUCGGCCCUGAGUUUCUCCACUGACCAGGUUUCGUGUCUGUGCGAGGCCCUGCUGCAGGCGGGUAAUGUGGAUCGCCUGUGGAGGUUCCUCUCCACCAUACCUCCUGCGUCCGAGCUGCUACGUGGCAACGAGACGCUGCUGAAGGCCCAGGCGCUGGUGGCCUUCCACCGGGAGGAGUUCAAGGAGCUGUACGCCAUCCUGGAGAGCUACGACUUCCACCCUUCUAACCAUGGGUUCCUGCAGGACCUGUACCUCAAAGCCCGCUACAAGGAGGCGGAGAGGUCCCGGGGCCGCAGCCUGGGCGCCGUGGACAAGUACCGGCUCCGGAAGAAGUUCCCCCUGCCCAAAACCAUCUGGGACGGGGAGGAGACCGUGUACUGCUUCAAGGAGAAGUCCCGGAACGCUCUGAAGGAAUGUUACAAGAGCAACAGGUACCCCACUCCGGACGAGAAGAAAAACCUGGCCAAAGUCACCGGACUGUCCCUCACGCAGGUCAGCAACUGGUUCAAGAACCGCAGGCAGAGAGACAGGACCCCGUCCGGGACCCACAGCAAAAGUGAGUCCGAUGGGAACCACAGCACUGAAGACGAGGCGAGCGUCAUGGACGAAGCGGCGGACAAACCUGAGGAGCCCGUUGGCUCCGGGGCGUCCAUCAUCUCCGUCUCGGCGGUCCCCUGCAGCGCCGGGAGCCAGCUCAUCCUCAACAGCUCCAGCGGCUUCCUCACAGCGCCGCAGCCUUUGCUGCUGAACGGAAACUCUCUGAUCUCCGGCGCCGGGGCCGGCGUCAUCAUCAACGGCCUGAGUCUGGGUGACUGCCAGACGGUCACGCUGAGUCCUGUCACCACCAGCUCUCCUCUGAUCCUGAACGGCGCUCAGGUCAUAGCCAAACCGGGGGUCAGCGCAGGGCAGCAGGAGGCGGCGGGGGCCAAGGCGGCAGUUCUGAGCAGCAACAUGCAAUCUUCCGAGGCCUCCGCCAUCGUUUCUCCUCCACUUCAAACCAUAGCAAAGAGCGGCAACAACAUGGAUUUUCUCGUCCGCUGUGAAUCGGAGGGAGGCAGCCAGACGGUGUCCCCGUCCUCCUCGUCUUUGUCGCCCUCCCCACCAGCUCUGUCGUCUCCCGUCAGUCUGUCAUCUCUAGUCUUGACCCAGAACCCACAACAUCAAGAGCCGCUCUCCCUCACAGCGCCUCUGUCUUCCGCAGGCGUAGUUAUUUCUAACGCUCCCAGUCAGCAGGGGGCUUUUCCCUCGUCGGUUUCUUCCAUCCACUCCGCCCCUCAUGUCAUCUCUUUGCCCCAAGUUGUGCCUUCCAUCCACUGUGCACCAGUAUCCCAUCUGGUCCAGACGUCUUUAGGAUCCCAGUGCCCUCAGCUCGUCCCAGUAUCCCCACUCGCCUCGUCGGCUCCACCAUUCCAAAACCCUCAAACUCAAAACCCGGGUGGCAGACCACCAGAGCAGCAGAAAGAGCCCCCAACAACUGUAUCUGAAUCUGCUGCGACUGUGGUUUCGGUGUCAGAGCUAAGCAACGCUGCCCUCCAGCAAAUAAACUCCAAAAUCCAGACUCCGCAGGUUCUCUCCGCGUCUUCCCCAACUCCAGUAGUGCCGGUGUCGCACACCAAAGGCAGCAGCACCCCUGCACAGUUAGUCUCUCUCUCCAUGCCUCAGCUGGUCCCCGUCUCCUCCAUCCAGACCUCCUCCAACGUCUCUUUCCCUCAGGUGGUGCCGGCCAGCCCGGCUCUCUCCGUCCCCUCGGCCGGGCUGCCCUUGCAGAUCCUGGCUUCGGCUCCCGGAUCCGGAGGGGCUCCGCAGACCCCGCUGCGGAUAAACCCACUGAGUUCGAUUCAGAGAGUGGGGAACCCGAGCAGCGUGGCCCCCGCCGUGCAGCUGCUGAACCCUGGGAUCAUCCAGCUGCCUUCCUCUCCAACAGGGAACCUCGUUCUUGGUGGAAGUCCUUAUCUGAGUGUCCAGCAGGGGAAGCUGAUUCUGACCAUCCCAGCAGGGAUCCAGCUCACCAGUUUACCCCUGAAACCAGUCCCAGACGCACCCACCAUCUCUGCCAACGGCGUGGCGGGGCUUCUUGGCCCCUCCGCGCCCCCCGUGGCCCACCAGCCUCCGUCCGCCUCCGGCUCGACCGCCGCCGGUCCGGCAGCUUCGCCCUUGAACUUCAUCAGCUCGUCCCCUCUGUACUGCGCUCCGGACUCCGCCGUCGCCACCAGCCAGGCGCUCGCGGACCAGCCCGUCACCAUGACGACGCACAGCGCGCUCGCGCCGGAGAGCAUGCUGGCCCUCGGCCCCGUGCACAGCGGCGUGGCGCCGAGCCUCCAGCUGUCCCAGCCGGCGUGGAGCCCCGUGUCGCUCUCCACCUCGGCCAGCCUGACUCUGUUUGACAUGCGGGGGAAGGGCGAGCUGCCCGUAGACCCCGCCCUGCUCGGCCUGCCCGGCGGCGAGUCGCUCCUGCUGGGGAGCCCCUCGCCGGGGCAGGACGAGGACGCCAGGUCUCCCCUGGGCGACCCAGAGGAGAUGGACGGGGACCCCAAGAUCCUCACUCAGCUCCAGUCGGUCCCCGUGGAUGAAGACCUGGGUUUGUAGUCUCUUAAAACUGUACGCUGGCGACAACAAUCUCUGAAUCACUUUCCGUUUCUCCUCACGACCCGACACGUUACCUUCACACUCUCCAAGCAUAUUAAUGAGGCAUGUAAACGUUUUAAUGUCUUCACAGUCCUGACUGGCACUUUUGAGAGAUGUUUUUGCAGUUUCGUUUUGCGGUGUUUGGCAGCUCCAGUCAGAACUUUGCAUACGCUUUUCAUGGAUAUCAACGUCACACCGGUUUAAAGAUUUAAUCCAACCAUCCUUCUCACUGAAAGUAUCGAUUUAUACCAGGGUCGUCGAUGUUACGUAACGCAUAUUAACCUCAUUACCUAUUCUGACCUAAAAGCGUCAGUACAGAAAAGUGAAUAGAUCCACUUUAAAGAAAUAUAAAAUAUAGAAAAUAUAGUUUUUAUUUCUACCAGCAUAUUUGUUUUAAAAGCAUUAGAUAGAUAUAAAAUUAUGUGUUUGUUUUUCAACCAUAAAAUGAAUUCUACCUGAUUAUAUCCUUUUUUGUUUUUGUUUUUUUGAAAGGGUUUAGCUUUAGACGAAUUUUCAUUUCAAUGAGGCUGAAAGUGAGAAUUUCUACUUGGAGAGUAAAUGUUUCUCAGCCCAAAGAUGAGGAUUUGACAGCUAGAUCUUCAAUAAACCCAAACACACGGAAUCUGAGGUCAGGAGAACAAAACGGGCCAACGUUUGGCUUCAGGAAUGCCCUGACCUCAACUACGCUCAAAAUUUGCUGAAUAUUCCUGAAAGCUCGGAGAGAUCCAGAGAAAAACAACUUAAAUGUGGUUCACCAGGAAGGUUUGUCAAGCAUCCAUGAAUGCCUCCUCGCCCAGUUUUGCUUUGCAUUCUAAGCUCUCCUGUAGUCAGAAACAUAAACAAUGAGUCGGAUGCAGCUUUAGAUGCAAAAAUAAUUACUAAAUAAAUGACAUCGACGUCCAUGAUGAGUGUAAACGUGUCUGGAGACGCUUCGUUUUGAGGUUUUUCCUACUCGAUUUUAAGGGAAUUUUCUGCCGUUUUUAGCCACAUUUAAAAAAUACAUAAAUAAAAAUCUUACUCGAGAGAGGAGUAGAGCUGGAUGACAUUUUGAGGAAAUUCAACAGUACAUUUUCCUGGAGUUUUUCCUCGGGGCGCCACCGAAAGAGAGAAGAUCUGGUAAAGUGAAAACACUUGAGCAUUUUUCAGCGAGAGCUUCUGGACUUUGACUCUUCCUCCGCCACCAACACUCCAAAAUGAAGAGCAUGAAAACCUUUAUGCUCUUUAUUUUGGCUCCUAGUUGCAAGGGAAACACAACAGUAUUUCACAGAUAUGAACCAGUUACUGAAGUCUGGCGAACCAGCCAGGUUUGUUGCAUUUUAUGUAAAGUUGUUUUUCGUUUUUUUUUUUUUUUUUUUUGCAGAUUUUGAAUUGUGUGAUUGAAAUGAUCAUGAUAAUAAUGAUACAGGAGCUAAAAGGGUUUUAAGAACAGGUUAUAACUCUAUGCAAUAUAUGUGUAGCAUUAUAGGACACUACGUCGCACAACACUUGGGAGAUGAAAUGAAGCGUUGACGUGCAUUACACUAAAGCGUUUUGCUCUGAUUGUGAUGUUUCUCAUCAAAUGCAGCCAAAGUCUCAGUACAAUGAUGCUGAUAAGUGCCUUAUUUUAAACAGUAUCUUUUUUUGUUUUUGUUUUUAAUGUUAUCUUGUUUUGUGUUUGUUACACCGUUUUUGUGUGACUUGUAUGUUGCUGACCAGAUCUUUGGACUUUGAAGAACAUUUCUACGUCAGCUUGACCCUCUGUGAAUUGCUGUGAUACUUUAUUUGCAUGGUCGUUGCUCCAUCUCAUAUCUUUUUGUUUUUGAAAAAAAAAAAAAAAUCGUUGUAUAUUUUGCACAUUUCAUUCGCAGUAAAGUUUACGUUGACGCUCCCGUUCUGUCGUGAUGGCGGUGGGACUCAUUGGUUCCGGACGCUCCGGGUCCUUCGGAUUUAAACGCUAAACCAAACAGGCCGUCAAAGCCUUUUUGCUCGUGUAUGGUACAUAAAUGUACAGUGGAUGUCAGAAGUGGACACGCCCCUGUUAAAACGGCAGGUUUUUGUGACUUACAGCUGCAGUAUGUACCUUAUUAUUUUAAAAAAAUGUUGUUUUUAUUUUGUUUUGUUUGUUUGUUAGAUAUUUGUUGAAAUUGUCACCAUCUCAACUGAUGAUGAGACAGAAGUUCCUUGGAAAAAAGUCAAGCUAUCCCACCUCGUCCCAGUGCUACCACUGGUAAAACUUUUAGGAUUUAGUUUCCGAACUUCAAUUUUCCUCUCAUGAGGUAAUAAUCCUUGUCUGGGUUUUGAGGAGUGCUCUGAAGAAAAAAAAAACAUCUUCAGAUUUCUAGCAGACAUUGGAAGGUUUUGGAUUUAAACUGGGGGCAGAAAAAGCAAAGCCAGGUCAACAUAUCACUGUGGUUGUUUUCUUGUUUUCUCUUUCUUCCUUUAGUGAUUGACGGUGGUUUUGCCAGACCUAUAUUUAUAGGUUGCAUCUGUUUGAGCUCAUGACAUACGAUCACAAGGCGUUUGACGAUUUCAAGGCGUUCCUUGACUUGUUUUCUCUGGAAGAAUUCAACUUGGCUUAUCAAACCUACACACUUAAUCAUCUGAUUCAUCCGGCAGCUGCAAACUGUGGCUUUAACGGAGCGAUUAAAGUGAGGAACAUUUUCUAAAAAGAUGUCCCAACCUAAUUCAGGACAAUCAAAUUUGAACAAAAAAAUUACUUUGGCAAAAUAUCAAUUUUAAGGAUGUGCCAUUUCAAAUUUGUAUAUGUAUAUUUUUUCCUUCAGCUGAAUUGUACGGCAGCUCAUAAAGAAAUGGAAGUUGUUUCAUUAUGCCAGUUAUUUCUUUGUGUCCUAAAAAUCAAGCCCUUUAACAGGCGGGUUUGCUUUUCAAAUCCAGUGUGGACUUCAGUAUUGCCUCCAGUUACAGUAAUGACCUGCGUUUGUGAUUUUUAUGUUUUCUUCUGAUUGGUAUGUUUUGUACCUAUUUAAUUGCAUGUACCAGUCGGUUCCCAGCUUAAAGUUAAGACUCGUGAAAACGGUGCAUAUAGGAAAUCUCGGAUAGCUCUGAGGUUUUUUUUAAACUCUAGUUUAUCCCGCUGUUGAGCUUUAGUCGAUGGAAACAGGACUGUUUGUUUUAAAUAUACCAAAGCAUGCUUGUUUUUCUUUUGUUUGUAACCUUGAGUUGUUGUUGUUGUUACCAGUCACUUAACUCUUGAUUUAACCAAAGAUUGUGUGUCGGUCCUUUUGUGUUUUUAAAAAGGGAGAUGUCUGUCUUUCAAUGUUCUUCCUGUUUUGUUUCUUUUUGUUGUUGUUUUUUUUUUUUUUUUACUCAA
This is a messenger RNA of Poeciliopsis prolifica (blackstripe livebearer), 7273 nucleotides long. It is a transcript of the gene six5, whose product is annotated as SIX homeobox 5. The record is from RefSeq and is a predicted model, not a curated record. Gene Ontology annotation, biological process: regulation of transcription by RNA polymerase II. Gene Ontology annotation, cellular component: transcription regulator complex; nucleus. Gene Ontology annotation, molecular function: DNA-binding transcription factor activity, RNA polymerase II-specific; RNA polymerase II cis-regulatory region sequence-specific DNA binding. Lineage: Eukaryota; Metazoa; Chordata; Actinopteri; Cyprinodontiformes; Poeciliidae. The transcript is spliced from 3 exons. Bases 1210 to 3924 code for a protein of 904 amino acids.